UUGGGCCAAUCCUUCAGCCCGGAUUUGAAUAUAGGCGGGGCCCCAGAGACAGGUAGCGUUAAAUAAUACGCUCAAGGACACGGCGGUUUUCAAAACGCUGUAGCUGGUCUGUGUUUACUGUUUUUACGGAGGUCCUGAGCUGAUGUCUCUCCGCAAAACCCUCCCCGCCUUUGGGCGCGCGACUCUUGACAGGAGUUUGGGGCUCUCCGCUCGCCAUCAUCGGAGCGUGCAAGCGUUGCAUCCAACCGAAACAAACCCCCGAGACGAGUCUGUGGACGGCCGAGAGCAUGUAUCUUUCGGUAACAAGAUCUCCAUUGACUUUGAACAGACCAAGGAAGCCUACAAGAGCAAAGACACACUUGAGUUGCUUAGAAGCUUGGUGGUUUUCAAACUGUGCUCCUAUGAUGUUCUGGUUGAUAAGAAUAAAGAGAUAAUGGACCUCAGUAGAAAGUUGUUGGGACAGAAGAUGUUUGAGCAGUUUAUGAAGAUGACGUUCUACGGUCAGUUUGUGGCGGGCGAGGACCAUCAGUCCAUCAGGCCUGUAGUGCAGAAGAACCAAGCGUAUGGAGUCGGGGCAGUGCUGGAUUAUAGUGUAGAAGAGGAUCUCUCACAGGAAGAGGCUGAGAGGAAAGAGAUGGAAUCUUGCAUGUCUACAUCAGAGAAAGAAAGCCCUGGAGCUGAACAGCGGGAGAAAAAAUUCACAGCCCAUCGGAAGUUUGGCGAUCGUCGUGAAGGCGUGACAAGCGCUCGUACUUAUUUCUAUGCCGAUGAGGCCAAAUGCGACCAACACAUGGAGACUUUCCUGAAAUGCAUCAAAGCCUCGGGUGGAAGUUCUGAAGACGGUUUCUCGGCUAUUAAGAUGACUGCCUUGGGGCGACCACAAUUCCUGCUCCAGUUCUCCGAGGUGCUGGUGAAAUGGAGACGCUUUUUCAGUUUCCUUGCUGCCAAGCAGGGGAAAGACGGUGUGGAGGUGCUGGAGCAGAAACUGGAUCUGGAGCAAUUGCAGACUUGUCUAGCUAGACUGGGAGCUCAAGGCAACAUUCAGAGCUGUUUCUCUGAUGGACGACUGCACUCAUCAGGCAUGGUGGACAUGCUGGACUGGAACCGCCUGAUCGACGAGAGAACGAAGAUAUCUGAUCUGCUGGUUGUCCCGAACCUGGAGACUGGUGAGUUGGAGCCUCUUCUGUCCAAGUUCACAAAGGAAGAGGAGAGGCAGAUGAAAAGGAUGCUUCAGCGACUGGACGUCUUGGCUAAGCAUGCGGUGGAAAAUGGCGUCAGGCUGAUGGUGGACGCCGAACAGACGUAUUUCCAGCCUGCCAUCAGCAGACUCACUGUGGAAAUGAAGAGAAUCUUCAACAGAGACAAAGCUGUCGUUUUCAACACCUAUCAGUGCUACCUCAGAGAGGCAUUUGAUAAUGUGUCCAUGGAUGUGGAGCUAUCAAGAAGGGAAGGCUGGUGUUUCGGUGCCAAGUUGGUAAGGGGGGCUUACAUGUACCAGGAGAGAAGCCGAGCUGCAGAGAUUGGAUACGAAGACCCCAUCAACCCCGACUAUGAAUCCACUAACAGAAUGUACCACAGGUGUCUGGAUUACGUGCUGGAGGAGAUCGAACAGAAUAAGAAAGCAAAUGUCAUGGUGGCAUCACACAAUAUAGACACUGUUAAACAUACACUCAAAAGGAUGAAUGAAAUGGGUCUGGCACCCACAGAUAAGGAGGUGUACUUCGGCCAGCUCCUGGGAAUGUGCGACCAAAUCAGCUUUCCGCUAGCUCAGGCAGGAUUCCCUGUGUACAAGUAUGUUCCUUAUGGUCCAGUGAAUGAGGUGAUUCCGUAUUUGUCCCGUCGAGCACAGGAGAACCGUGGCAUUAUGAAAGGAGUGCAGAUGGAGAGAGAACUUCUAUGGAAAGAGCUGAUGCGCCGACUGACCAGUGGAGAGGUCUUCUACACACCUGCUGUAUAAAACACACUCGGCUUCCCACCAGAGACUCCUUACUCUUGUUUUUCGCCUGUUCACCCAUCCAUUCGUAAAUCUUUUUUUUUUUCCUUCACUCUCACCCAGGCUGUUCAUGGUAUAAAGCACAGGGGAUCCAUUUAAAUCAAAUACCACAGUUGGUGAAGCUCAUAAAAUGCAAAUAAUACUUAACCUGAAAAAUCACAAAUCAAAAAAAAAGUGCAUUUGGGUCCAGAAAAUGAAGUCUGUUUUUAGAGUUUAUGCAUUGCAGCAUUAUUUUCAUGACAAAUUAACACAUUCUGUCUAAUAAUUGUUUUAUUUUGUAAAGCAUGAAAACAAAGCACCUUCAGCUUGUCAGAUAUAUUCAUCAAGUCUUAAUGGGUAAAUCUCAUCAAAUCAUGUUUUACCUAAAAAUUAAGAAUAUAUAAUAGGAAAUAUUGCACAUUUUUCAAAAAUAACGUUUUAAGAUGGUUAAACAUUGUUUUAAAUAUUAAUAGGAGAAUCGCUCACGCAAUAAAAAAGUUCAAAUAUGCAUACAUCACUGUAUUGUAAAUGUUAUUAUAACAAUAUUUUCGAUUAGGAUAGUUUUUGGAUGUUUUUGCAGCAUAUUUUACAACAACACGUAUUUCAUAGUAGAUAUAGAUAUUGCACUUUAAAGUAUUCUUAUUAUAAUAAUCUUAAUGGGGAUCACGGCUUUAUAUUAAUUUGGGUGAAAUGUGCUUACCUGUCAUGGCAAUUUCACAAUGCAAAAAUAGUAUAGUUCCUAACAAGAAAUGACUCGAACACCAUGAUGCUAUUAGAAAAUCAUCUUUAACUGGCAAAACUACUUUUCAGAAUCUUGCAUCUGGUGGCUAAUACCAAGUAACAGCAGUUUUUAUUCCAGUAGCAAUAACUGUAGUAACAAUUGUAUUUUUGAGCAGAUUGCUGUUGCCUUGGUGCAUUUUUGCAAGGGUCAGGAAAGAGAGGUUACACUCUUCUCCUUCCACCUAAUCUUUCUCUAAUUCACUUUCCUUCACAUUUCCGCUUCUCCUUUCUCUUUAUUCCACCGAUGGUCUGGUAUUGCUUUCUUUCUCCGCUCUCAUCCAUCUCUCCAGCACCUUUAUGGCUCUGAAAGGGCUCCCUAAAAUGUCAGACGCCUGAGUGGGCACUGCUCUUUUAUACCCUACCUUAUUCCUCAAGUGGAACGCCAGUUAUAAACAUAUAAGCAUGAUUUAAAUAGUAAUAAACGAACGCAUCGGUAUCAGUUUCUGAUAAAGACGACUUGAAUUCAAGGAAAACAACAACAGGAGUCGGAGAACUACAUUUUAUGUAUGCAACAUGUCACGCUCGGUGUAAGUUGGAGUGCAGGCAACAUCCCUGUCGUCCAGAUUUUCAUAACCCCAUAAACUUGCAAACAGAUUAUAUUUCAUUAUGUUUCAGAUGCGAUGUAUUCCGAGCGAGUGCUUUGUUUGUGCCCAAGCCAAAUCUUGUAAUUCGCACUGUGGAUUUCAUCGACAAUAAUAUAAAAAAAACACACGGAAAGAACUGAACUUUAUUUUGGCGCCCUCACUGCUCUUGAUAUUCUCUUGUGCUCAGACAAGCUCAAUGAACUUCAGAAGUUCUGAUGAGAUGAUUUUAUGUUGGGGUUUUCGGCGUAAUGAUUUUGGUGUUUAGCAUAUACGGAGCGAAAAUUAAAUCUACUCUUUUAUUAUCUGCGUGAUGAAGCCUUUUAUGCUUAACCAACGGUUUCUCUCGCUCUGUUAAUAUUUUCUUUCCCUCUGUGGAGUAUUUGGGGAAGAUGAAUAAAAAGCUUUAAUUAAUUGAGCCAAAGUUAAUGAUUUCUAGACAAUUGCUCUUAAGUAAAUGGCACAAUUCCUCAUCCAUUUAUAUCCCGUUUUAAAUCCGUGAUGAAUUAACGACCCUUUGGGCCUUUUGCUUUGAGAAAUAACAGGCCAGACGGUAGUGCACCCUGCAUCCCAGUGUUCUGCUGAGGCUGGGGCUGAAUCCCAAUUUACAUAUUAUCCAUUCUACUUAGUAUGCGAAAUUAGUAUUGGUGGAACUGGCGAAAAAGAAAUGUUAACAAUUAAAGUUGGGAUGUGAUUUCAGCAAACAUCAUUUAUGUAGACUCAAAACCGAUAGUUUUAUUUCUGGAUCCAAGUUAAGUACAGUUGCAUUUAAGUUUGAUGAGUGAUGCUAAUCACUAAACUAAUAGUGGAUUAGUGGAUCUUUCUUAGUUUGGCAGAUGUUUUCCACUCAACUCGUGUAUUAGUUAGCCGAGCAAGCUUAAAGGGACUAUGUAAGCAUUUAAAGUCCCCUUCAGUUCUUACUAUUAACAAACUUAACUAUUUUUUUGCUUCUAUAAACUCCUAAUUUGCUGCUUUUGAAUGUAGUGAUGUAGUUUUUGAUGUAUGGGGUUUAUUAAGGCAUCUAAAAUAUGGUCACGGUCACUUUUAAACCAAGAAUAAAACAAUAACUGUGCUGUGAGUAGCCCCUUUAAAAGGUUAAAGGUUGUAUAAACUAUGCAAGUUUGUAUGUAUGCUAUGAAGUGGCUGAUUCGAACAAAUUGUAUGUAUUUUACUAGUUGCAAGUUUGUACAAAUUGGUGCGAAUGACCUAGCGUUAGAAAAUCGCAAUGUUAAUGUUUUCAAUAUCUUAGUGCCUUAUUAUGCCUACGAUUAGCCAUUUAUUAGUAGUGAUUAAGCACAUAUUAAUGCCUUAUUCUACACGACCUUAUUCUACAUCCCUAAUCAUAAUCAAUACCUAAACGUAACCACUACCUUACUAUUAGAAAGCAGCAAAUUAGAAAUGUAUUGAGGAAAAACUCAUUAGGCUACAUCCUUUUAAGACAGCAUGCCCCAAUAAUAUAGUUUGAUUUAACAGAAUUUUCAUUGUGUGGACAUUUCUGUUCUAAGGGGAAGAAGUCAUACCACUAAUUUAUAGUGAUGUUCGUGUGGGCAGAUGACGACCGAAUUUUCAGUUCAAAUUAGUUGAUGUUAACGAGAAUGCGUAAUUUCUGCGAACAGGCUUAUAGUAACCAAAUGUUUGAGAGACAUCCGUUACCACAGCAUUCUGGGAUACGGAAUACUUAAUGGAUUUGUUUGUCAUCAAAUGUAGUGUGUUUUCAAUCAGUCUUGGCAUAUACAACGCAAGUCCACUUUUUUAAUUACAAUGUUUCAGAAAAAAUACAUUCGACUGAGAAGCAGUCGCGUAAUCGCAUAUAAAGAUGUACUUAAGCAGGUUGAUCUUCUGAUUGCAUUUAAUGUACGUAAACUAAUACAUUUUCACUUAAUUGUAACCAACUUGUUUCUGAAAACAGAUUCAAUUCACACUUCGUUAUAUUAUUUCCGUAACACGCAUCUUUUUGCAGUAUAGUAAAGUGUAGGCUACUUUUAUUACACAAGGGUUAAUACCGGUCAGGCAGCAGCUGUGACCAGUUUUGCUGUUUGCACAAAACUGCUGACAACACAAAAGAUGUGGUGUCAGCAUAGAUGAGAUGAGACCGUUUUGGGACUCAGAGAUGCUGUUAUGUUAUCAUAUUUAAAAAGAAAAACUUUUUGGCGUUGUAUUGAUGAAGCACACUCCAGCGUUGUAAAAUGUGUGCACCUUCCUUUUUAACUCUCUAAAAGAAUUUGAAUCGCAGCCUCGAGUAAUAUUUUUCAUUUGUCAAGCGGAAUCAUGAGGUUAAUUCCCUCGCUGACAGUGGUUGCGUGUGUCAAAUCACGGGUCAAAAGACCACCGAUGUUACCUCACGCUCUAAAAAACAAGAUUUAUUUUAAGCUCUCCAUACCUAGCCCGCAGCGUCAGUGCAUAUUGUUAUGUAACAUUAUAUAUAAUCAGUUGCGUGCAAUCAAAACCUUUUAUUUCAAUGCAUAAUUCGGGGCAUAAAUGGAAAACACGCUUUUGGCCUUAAAAAAAAAAAAACACAGUCUGGUACGUUGUAAUUUAUGAACUCGAAAACAAUAAAAAUAAAACACCAGCUCCUGAAUUCAGAAUGAGCAAAAUCCUUCACAGAAAAAAAAAAAAAAAGUGAAGCAAUAAAUAUGGCACUCACUUUAUAUGUAGAUUACAGUGUACAGAUGCACACAGUAUAAAGAAAGGAAAGCGAGAUAGAAUUGUUUGGGUUUCAUCCUAUCUGAGGCGAUAUUUUUUCACUCAUAAUCUGUUAUUCAUAUUUUAAGAGCUGGAGGCGUGUGUUAUUGGGCGUAUUCAAAGACCCCAUGUUGGUAUAAAUCAAUCCUUUGUGCUGAUGUUCUGUGCUGCUGUCACAGAUAUGACAAUCUUGAUUGUUGACAAUUUUGUGAAAUAUAAUUCAAAAUGUCUCGGCAUAUAGAAACGAGAUCAAACUCAGACUACGUGUUGUUGAGCAGAGCACCCCGAAAUGUAAAUUAUGUAAUUAAUUACUCGCCUCAUGCGUUUUACUACAUUACUACUUAACUGAGUAGAAAUGACCGGCUUCAUUAUGCCCUCCAGGGGGCGAUACGGAAAUAAGCAUAGGCUGAUUGCAUACUCUUCAGUACUUAUUUUAAUUAGAUAAUUAGAUUACAGAAGCUAUAUAUGCAAACAUGGUGACUGUGUUGCCAAGCAACCGUUAGUUUGUGGGAGGGGCUGUCUGUUGAAUCGACCAAUGGCAGAUGAGGUGUUUACAAAGUCCUUCAGUACUUUUAUUAGUUUCUUAACUUUUAGUUAGUCACCAUUUGAAACGCUGACUGGCAGAUGUAAGUGAAGGUAUCGGCUGACUGUUAACCAAGAAUAAAUUUAAUGACAAUUAUCGCGGGCUGCGGGCGUAACAUUGACAGAAGAGUUUGAAGCUGCAUUUGAGCUUUAACUGUGGAAUUAAUUACCUUUUGUUGCGCUUUGACAGGGGCCUUGCAGGUCUUCUCCUAAUUUGAUUUCACCGGCAGGUACACGGAGGGAUUCCUGGAAUACUGAAACAAAGGUGCGCGUUUUCAUAACGGACGGUACGUCUUUCCUUUCCCUGCCUGUUUUCCUCUCUCUUUCUUUCUGCAUGUAUAAUGCAUCGCAAACAGGGCAUUCGUCUCCAUAAUUUGAUGGGUGCCCUCUUUCACUUUGAACGUGAUGGAUCCAGCUCCCCGAUGAAGAAGGAUAACAAGAAAGCGCGAGGAAGAGCGCAGGCGUGAGUCGGUGUAAUGGGGGUGCGCUGCUUUGUUUUUUUUCGUGGAAGCCCUGAAACGUAAAAGGCAGUGUGGGUUUUCUCUUGCUGAUCGGCAGCCAGAGCUAAUUGGAGAGGAUAGACUCUCAGAAUCAGUCGAGACCAAAAAUAAAUGAAUGGUCUGACCACAGACUCCAUUAAUGGUGUCGCUUCGUGAUGUCUUGAGGUGCAGACCAUUUGCUUGGAAACAGAUUCGAUUUGUCAUUAUUAAACGCCAUCUUAAAUAGCAAGCACGUUGAAUCUGCGCCAAUACGAUGUCUAUAAAUGAAUCAGCAUAUUACUAGUAAAUAACAUGUAUACAAUCUGGACUAAAAAGCUAAGACUAACUAAUGGAACCUUACCGUAAAGUGUUACCACGAUUCUUAAUAGUAUUAGUUUUAGCUAACAAUAAGAGAAGCGUUAUAUGUGAUGCGUUUUACUGGAUAAUUCACCCUGUUCGUUUUUCUUGACGUAAAGUAGACAUUAAGCUUUUUUAGGCUUAAUGCAACAUAAUAAAGAGCAAAGCAUGGACAUUUGGUGCGUAAUUGGUGUUUUUCUUUAUAUUUUAGCAUUACCAUUCCAUCCAAGAGAGUGAUGUGAGAUGUAGUUUGCUUGCACACCUCUUUGUCAAUAUAAGUGAGCAGUAUUUUAGCUGUCACCGAUCCUCAUUAACGGCACACAAAAUGCCUACGAACUAAAUUGCGCAGUCAACACUCGACAUACUCAAAACUAGUCGGAUCGGUUUAUUGAAUAUUGUAGCGUUUGUUAUAAAUUAUUUAUCCAAUCAUUAUUACCAGUACAUCUUAUUCAUAUUUAUAUAGCUAUCUGAUACAUUAAUAUAUAACCCCUGCCCUCCAGCAACCAAUUAGCAAUCGCCAACGAUCCAGCGGACAAAAUCAAUUCUUGUCCGGCAUUUUUGUUUCUCAUUCAACAAGCCGUUUCGGUCAAUAUACGUCAACAAUAAGAAAGGAAAAAAUAACGGCAACUUCCAUUUCAUGCCUUUAAAGAAAAUAACGUACGAGUAGUGAGCUGUAUAUUACCUAAAAGUGUAUACAGUGGUGUUAGAGGUAACGAUUCAGUAUUAUUUUAUAUCUUUGUCCUGUUUUACUUUGAACGAGGUCAUGGAAAUUGCACCGAAUUUUCCUGUCUUUGUCUUUUCCCCUCUUGCUCUGUUUCUGGUUUUCUUUUCUCCCAUUCAGGGUUGUGAUGAGUCUGUGCAGAUGUAAAGAGACUGUGUAUCAGUGGCAUACUUUCUCAUUUUCACCUGCGGCUUAACGGAAAUCCAUCAUAAAAAGGUUCUACUGUUUUUAUAACAUCUUCAUUGAUUCGUCUCCCUCUCUCUCUCUCUCUCUCUCUCUCUAUCUAUCCGAGUACUUUGUGUGUCUUCCAAAAGCAACGAACAUCUGCUUUCUCUGUCGGUACACACACCACCCCCUCACCGGCUGAGAGAGUGAUUCAUAUAGCCGAGCCCACACACACACACACACACACACACACAAUUAAGAGGCGACAGUGCUCUCUACCUCCGCCUGCCAUUAGGUGGCACUCCUGCAUUUCACGCGCCGCAGACCGGCAAUACAAUCUGAAUCAUGAUGCCUGCAAAAACAAACAGCACAUUUGAUACGUCGAACAUGAAUCAAAGAAACACCUGGAGCUGCGACACAUGUCAGCGGGGUCGCGCUUCGUAUUAACCCACGCGCUUUACUGACAGCCUUGAUCUCCAGCAAAUCCAAAACCUGUCAGAUGUUUAUAUAGUGCAUGGGGCUUAAGUCGGUUUUCCCCCGUUACAAAGUUUUAUUCAUGAAUAAAUUAAUAGAGCUUGAUGCACAGACUACAGUCAUAUCGGUAGCCUGGUGAAAGCCGUUUGAUUCGAGCAGGUCGCAAUCUGGGAAGCGUCGGUUUAUCUCGGUAACCUCCUGUUAUCGGAUAUGCUCACUCGUGGAAUAAAUUAAUAAUGGGCAACCAUGGCACAUUGAUACAAUGAGUCAGUGACUCAAGAAUGGGAAAAUGUCACUUUUGGAGCAAUGUGCUUAGAAUGUUUAAAAAAGCCUGUACAGGUUAUUAUUAUUACCUUUUUAUUCAUACUGUGCAUGUAUCACUCUGUGGAUUGAUUCAACGGAGCAAGUGCAAAAAAAAAAACAAAAAAAGACAAUAAUAUUCCUAAAAUAAAAUUCAGCUUUGCAUUACAGAAAUGAGUUACAGUAUAACAGUUCUUUUGAAGUGUAAAAUUAUUUGAAAUGCUACUGUAUGUAUUUUGAUGAAAUGAUUGUAGCCUUGGUCAAGUUCUCACAAACAUUCGUACGCUGGGGUAUAAUAACUAAAACGUAUAACGAUUUGAAAAGAUUUACUUUUCCAGGCCUUCCAGGAUUUCUGUCUGUAUCAAGGUUUUCCGUGAGAGUUAAAUGAGAACAUAUGGAGUGGAAAAGCUCUGACCUGUCAUUGUGCUGCAGCUCUUUCUCUGCGCAUCACUCGUUUGUGCAUGUGCCAAGUGUUUUCUCAUCCGUCCGAUCAAGCUUUCUGAGAAAACGUCACGAAGAUAAUAUUACGGAGUGCAUUUUCUGCUGUUUAAUGGAACAGAUGUAAGGCUUAAUCCUUCAUUGGCUCGUACGGAACGAAUUGAGGGAAUUGUCUAUAUUUGUAAAUAGGCUGCGCAUGGAUAUAAACACUGGAGAUAAAUGGAAUAUGUGAAAGUAUCGCUAAUACCCAUCUAUGUUGAAGUGACGUAAUGCAAUAAAGCAAGAAAGUGCCUUUUUAAGCCUCAAAAUAACUGUAUUACUGGUUGUAGUCGUACUUUUUUUUACAUUGCAGAUUCUUGCAUUGAAAUGAAAGUCAUGCUGGUGCAAUUUUAUAUAAUAAUUAUGUAUUCAUAAUUGUGUGAAGGAUUUUAUUAAAUGU
Puntigrus tetrazona (Sumatra barb) is the source of this 9970-nucleotide messenger RNA. RefSeq names its product proline dehydrogenase (oxidase) 1b (gene prodhb). The record is from RefSeq and is a predicted model, not a curated record. Gene Ontology annotation, molecular function: proline dehydrogenase activity; FAD binding. Gene Ontology annotation, cellular component: mitochondrion. The transcript has 14 exons. The coding region runs from base 143 to 1957 and encodes 604 amino acids. Lineage: Eukaryota; Metazoa; Chordata; Actinopteri; Cypriniformes; Cyprinidae.